UGAAGCAGAUGCUCAGCAAGAGAGAGAUAGAAUCUUUGGAUUGGGAAUUGGCACGAGUAGAUUGGAGUGUGUUUCGUAGGACAUUUUCAUUAUCAUAUCCUCUGAAAUUUUGAUACAUAUAUAUUUUAAUUUUGAAUAAUUUCAAGAUGAAUAUUCAGCUUUGUGCCAGAUGUGGCUUUGGAGUUUAUCCCGCAGAGAAGAUUAACUGCAUUGAUCAGACAUGGCACAAAGCCUGCUUUCACUGCGAGGUCUGCAAGAUGAUGCUAACCGUAAAUAACUUUGUUAGCCACCAGAAAAGGCCUUACUGUCAAGCACACAACCCAAAAAACAAUACAUUCACAAGUGUCUUGGAGACGCCAAUAAAUAUGAACGUGAAAAAACAGUCUGAAGCCGUAAGUGAGAUUAAAUAUCGAGAAGAAGGUGAGAGGUUCAAAUCUGUUUUUCACUGGGAUAUGAAAUCCAAAGAUAUAGAAGCUGCACAGAAAAUGCAACAACUAAGCAGUCAGAGAGCCUACCGUGCUGCAUAUGAAGAAGGAAAAUCCUGGUACUCAGAAACUAUCCCAGAUCCAGAAAUGGUCAGGAUAGCUCAAGCACAGAACACUCUCAGUGAUGUGAAAUAUACAGAAGAAUAUGAACAACAAAAGGGGAAAGGUAGCUUUCCUGCUUUGAUCACUCCAGCUUAUCAGAUAGCCAAAAAGGCUGCUCAGCUAUCAAGUAAUGUGGAAUAUAAACGAGGGCAUGAAGAACGGGUUUCCAAAUUCACCAGUGUUGUGGAUACUCCAGAUAUACUUCAUGCAAAGGCUGGAGGCCAGCUCACAAGUGAUUUACAAUACACAGAAGAGUAUGAACAGCAAAGAGGGAAAGGAAGUUUCCCUGCUAUGAUCACCCCGGCUUAUCAGAUAGCUAAAAGAGCCAAUGAACUAGCUAGUGAUGUUAGGUAUCAUCAAAGGUAUGAAAAGGAGAUGAAGGGGAAAGCAAGUCAUUCUGCUGGCACAUCACAAGAAACUGUAGACCAAUUUAGUCAGGAUUACAUGGACGAAUAUGAGGAGCACAGAGGGAAAGGGAGCUUUCCUGCUAUGAUCACUCCAGCAUAUCUAAAUGCUAAGAAGGCAAAUGAACUGGCCAGUGAUAUAAAAUACAAGAAGGAUUUUUCAAAGAUGAAAGGAGCGGCCCACUACCAUUCUCUUUCAGCUCAAGAAAACUUAGUUCUUAAGCAAGCCCAGGAUGUUAACAAGCUAUACAGUGAGGUGGAAUAUAAGAAGGAUCUGGAGAACAGCAAAGGCCACAGUAUUAACUACUGUGAAACCCCUCAGUUCAGGAAUGUUAGCAAGGUCUCAAAAUACACCAGUGAUCUCAAAUACAAAGAACAUUACCGGAACCAGAAAGGUCAUUAUGAAGGUGUUGGCAUGGACAGGCGUACACUGCAUGCCAUGAAGGUUGGAAGUCUGGCAAGCAAUAUAGCCUAUAAAUCUGAUUACACACAUGAUGAUGUUGACUACAAUUACCCAGCUACACUCACUCCUUCAUAUCAGACAACAAGGAAGCUGGUUCCUUUGAAAGAUGUAAACUACAGACAAAGUAUAGAUAAGCUGAAGUACAGUUCUGUUACCUCCACACCUCAGAUCAUUCAAGCGAAAAUCAGUGCACAACAGCUUAGUGAUUUGAACUACCGAGCACAGUAUGAGAAAACCAAAACACAUUAUACUUUGCCUCAGGAUGUGCCACAGUUAGUCAAGGCUAAAGCUAAUGCAGAAUUAUAUAGUGAGAUUAAAUACAAGGAAGGCUGGGAGAAAAGCAAGGGCCAAGGCUUUGAAAUGAAGUUAGAUUCCAUGUCGUUGCUUGCUGCCAAAGCAUCAAGAGAUCUUGCCAGUGAUAUUAAAUACAAAGAGAAAUAUGAACAAACAAAAGGCAAAGCUAUGGCAACCAAAGAUUCAAGACUUCUGCACUCUUUGCAAGUAGCAAAGAUGAGCAGUGAGAUUGCAUAUAAAAAGGACUUUGAGAAGAGUAAAUCACAUUUCCACCUACCAAUGGACAUGAUAAACCUGAAACAUGCAAAGAAAGCUCAGGCUCUGGCUAGUGAUCUUGACUAUAGGAAGAAACUCCACGGAUAUACAGUGGUUCCAGAAGAUCUAAAGACACAGUGGGCCAAAAAGGCCUAUGGGCUACAGAGUGAGCUUCAGUACAAGACUGACUUGACAUGGAUGAAAGGAGUUGGGUGGAUAGCGGAUGGGAGUCUCAAUAUAGAGCAAGCGAAGAAAGCAGGAGAACUUGUUAGUGAGAAAAAGUACAGACAGAAGGCUGAUGCUCUCAAGUUCACAAGUGUGGCAGACAGUUCCCAGAUCAAACAUGCGAAGAAAAGCCAGGAACUGCAGAGUGAUAUUGCAUACAGAUCAGGAAAAGAAGAUUUUCUUCAUAACUAUACCAUCAGCAAAGAUGAGCCUCUCUUCAUACAGGCCAGAAUAAAUGCAGCAAAUAUCAGUGAGAAACUCUACAAGAGUAGUUGGGAAAAUCAGAAGGAGAAAGGAUUUGAACUUCAUCUAGAUGCAAUUCCAUUCUUGACAGCGAAAGCAAAGAGGGACUUGGCAAGUGAUAUAAAAUACAAAGAAAAUUAUGAAAAGACUAGAGGAAAGCUGAUUGGGGUGAAAGAUGCGAGUGAAGAUUCACAGAUGUCUCACUUGCUCCAUGUGUCAAAGAUGCAAAGUGAUCUGGAGUAUAAAAAGGCAUUUGAAGAUACAAAGACUCAAUAUCAUGUGUCUAUGGAUAUGGUCACUCUUGUCCAUGCCAAGAAGGCUCAAGAUUUAGCCACUGAGAAGGGAUACAAGACAAUCCCACACCGUUACACUGCCUUGCCUACAGACAUGAAAGUGGAAUGGGCCAAGUGGGCCUACGGCUUGCAGAGCGAUAACCGAUACAGAGCAGAUUUGAACUGGAUGAAAGGAGUCGGAUGGAUCGCCACUGGGUCAUUAAAUGUGAAGCAGGCUAAGAAGGCAGGAGAACUCAUUAGUGAGAAGAAGUACCGUCAGCAUCCAUAUGCUUUGAAGUUUACCAGUAUUAAAGACACUCCUGAGAUGAUCCAGGCUAGAAUUAGUUAUAACCAGGCUGUGGAUAGGCUGUAUAAGGAGCAUGGAGAGAAUAUAAAGCACCAUUAUACCCAAACAGCAGAACUACCGGAAAUACUUCAAGCUAAACAAAAUGCUCUUAAUAUCAGUGAGACUCGCUACAAGGAAUCCUGGAGCAAGAUACGAGAUGGAAGUUAUAAGCUUAAACUGGAUGCCAUUCCUUUCCAGACAGCAAAAGCAUCCAAUGAAAUAAUAAGUGAUUACAAGUACAAGGAGGCAUUUGAGAAAAUGAAAGGACAGAUGAUUGGCUCUUGUGGCUUGGAAGAUAUUAACAUUUCUCACUCAGUGCAUGCAGCUUUACUACAGAGUGAUGUAACUUAUAAGAAAGGUUUUGAGCAUCAGAAGAGCCAGUUCCACCUGCCAUUAGACAUGGUCAAUUUAGUACAUGCCAGAAAAGCCCAGUCUCUGGUCAGUGAUCAGGAAUACAGACAACUGCUUCAUGAUUAUACUUCCCUGUCUGAAGAUGUGAGGCUGCAGUGUGCCAAGAAAGCUUAUAAAUUACAGAGUGAGAAUUUAUAUAGGUCUGACUUAAACUUUAUGAGAGGAGUUGGCUGUAUUACACCGGGGGCCUUAGAGAUUGAAGCAAAGAAGAAAGCUUCUGAACUCAUCAGCGAGAGUAAAUACCGUCAGCAGCCGAAUUCCUUCAAGUACACAUCGGUGGCAGACUCUCCUGGCCUCCUUCAUGCAAAAUUCAGCAAUAUGAUUGCUAAUGAGCGCCUUUACAAAGCAGCAGGGGAGGAUGCUUUGCAUCACUGCACAGUCACUUUAGGUCUACCUGAAUUUGCAAGGGCAAGAAUAAAUGCAACCAAUCUCAGUGAGGCAAAAUACAGGGAAUCUUGGCAUAAUCUCCGUGCUCAAGGCUACAAGCUGACAAUGGAAGCCAUCCCUUUCCAGACUGCCAAGGCCUCAAGAGAAAUUGCCAGCGAUCUCCAAUACAAGCAUCACUUUGUUGAGGAGAGAGGGAAGCACAUUGGUGCCAGAAGCAUUCUAGAUGAUACCAAGCUGUUGCACUGCUUGUAUGCUGCUAAGUUACAGAGUGAACAGGAGUACAAGAAAGGAUUCAGGGACAUCAGUUCUCACUACAAUCUACCACUGGACAUGGUCAACCUAGUCCAUGCCAGAAAAGCUCAGAACCUUGCAAGUGACCAGGAUUACAGGAAGAGGCUGCACGAGUACACAGUGCUCCCUGAGGACCUGAAAAUGAAGUGGGCAAAAAGAGUUCAUCUCCUGCAGAGUGAGUUCCGCUACAAAUCAGACCUGAACUUCAUGAAGGGGGUUGGCUGGGUGGCUCUGAGAUCCCCUCAGAUAGAAAAUGUAAAGAAGGCUGGAGAACUCAUCAGUGAGACAAAGUAUCGUCAAAAACCAAAUAGUCUGAAGUUCACCACAGUGACUGACUCUCUGGACUUUAUCCAUGCUAAGAAGAGCUACCUUCAGUGCAAUGACCGGCUGUAUCGAGCUGGACACUUGGAAUCCAUGCAAAGAUAUACCCUGCCCCCUGACCAUCCUGACUUCAUAAGGGCACGCCUCAAUGCACUCCAUAUCAGUGACAAACUAUAUAAAACAUCUUGGGAGCAGACACGAUCAACUGGCUAUGAUUUUAGAUUGGAUGCCAUCCCUUUCCAGACUGCCAAAGCUUCCAGAGAAAUUGCCAGUGAUUUCAGGUACAAAGAAGCCUUCCUAAGGGAUAGGGGACAACAGAUUGGAUUUUGUAAUGUGAAUGAUGACCCCAAAAUGAAACACUUUCUCAAGAUGGGCUACAUCCAGAGUAACAACCAAUACAAGAGGGAUUUUGCUAGAAACAGAGCACACUUCAAGAGUCAAAUUGAUCAGCCAGGAUUUAUCCACGCAAAGAGAAGCCAACAGUUAAUAAGUGAUGUCAACUACCGGCAGCACCUGCAUCAGUAUACCUGUGAUCCAGAGCAGCUGAAUCUGAAGCAUGCCAAACAGGCCUACAAACUCCAGAGUGAUGUCAAAUACAAAUCCGAUUUGAACUGGAUCAAAGGUAUUGGCUGGACCCCUCCAGGUUCUUACAAAGUGGAAAUGGCCAGAAGGGCUGCUGAACUGGCAUAUGCUCAGGAACUGGAACCUCAAGGAACUUUGACUCAGUAUGAUCCGGAAAUGGAACAGACAGCAGGAGAAGGAUCCCAAGAAGUCAGAGUCAACCCUGAUGCAGCAGAGAUUCUGCAAGUCAAGCGGAGGAAAAUGCAGCUAAUUAAGAAAUAAACUGAAACAUGGACAAAGGAAAAUGCUUAUGUUUUUCAGCAUACGUUUUUUCACAUGAAGCUUUCCUGACCCCUUGAGAAGCAUAGAGGAUGGCACCAAAUGUUGUUUUGUUUGUUAAAGGGGUGGGGAGCACCCUAACAUAGACAAUUUGAUAUUGAUCUUUAUAUUUUUGCAUGUUCUGGAAGUGAUUUUUAAUUUUUAUAGAACUUAGUAUUUAUUUAUGACACCAAAUGAAAUAAGUACUAGAUGACUGGCAGGCUCAGCUUUGUACUAAAAAUGAAUGAACCAUGAUUUGCGAAAAGUACAAUAAUUUGUAUUGAAAAUAAAUCAGCAGAAUCA
Hemicordylus capensis (graceful crag lizard) is the source of this 5681-nucleotide messenger RNA. RefSeq names its product nebulin related anchoring protein (gene NRAP). Gene Ontology annotation, molecular function: actin filament binding. The record is from RefSeq and is a predicted model, not a curated record. Lineage: Eukaryota; Metazoa; Chordata; Lepidosauria; Squamata; Cordylidae. Gene Ontology annotation, biological process: cardiac muscle thin filament assembly. The transcript has 42 exons. Gene Ontology annotation, cellular component: Z disc. Bases 147 to 5342 code for a protein of 1731 amino acids.